Molecule: messenger RNA, 2825 nt
Organism: Guyanagaster necrorhizus
Lineage: Eukaryota; Fungi; Basidiomycota; Agaricomycetes; Agaricales; Physalacriaceae
Exons: 9
Coding region: 97-2580 (827 amino acids)
Biological process (GO): regulation of transcription by RNA polymerase II
Cellular component (GO): chromatin; histone deacetylase complex
Molecular function (GO): histone H3K9 demethylase activity; transcription coregulator activity; chromatin DNA binding
Source: RefSeq, a predicted model, not a curated record
GCGGCCAGAAUGGUGGCAGCGAGCAGUAUACAUUGUACUCUGCCGAGCGGACACCGCUGACGAGCGAUUUUCCCGCACAAAGUUAGUUGCCACCUUAUGAAAGGCACGCUUUCGGUGCUUACUCGCAACUCAGAUACCGUUGCAUAUCAGCAGCCAGAAUACCGCGAACCGGAGCCUUCCGCAGAUGUAACUUCUGCCAGCCGCCGCCCACCCACUUAUCCCGAUUCUAACUCAUACGAGGCAUAUCAGAAUUGCGCCAGGCCCUCUCUUCGCCAGGCGACUAAACGAUCCGUGCCCGAACAGCAGCAUUCGGAUUUGUACUAUCAACAAGGAUAUGACAUGUCCCAUCAAUCCUCUUAUCAAGUUGAUGCCCAGUACGAGCCCUCUACGUCCAACGGAAAACGGACGUCUCCCCAUUCGGACGACUCUCUCAGGCCCAAAAAACAGAAGAAACAGCGCACUUCAGAACCCGGUCCUCACCCAUCGAAACGCGGAUACAAUGCUAAAAAACGCAGUGAAGCGGCUCAAAUGACCGCUCAGAACAUCCAACUUGCUUCCUCUCUUUCGUAUCAAUCGAACGGGAAAGGAAAAGAGAGGGCUGUUGAUGCCGCUGGGCAUAUGUAUCUUGUCGAAGAUCCGACAAACCAGACUAGUGGCCAUGUUAUUCCAGAAUUGCAGCUAGCCCGGUGCAUGUCAACUCGAUACAGGACUGAGGAGUUUUCUCGCUGUGUUUCAUGUACCCGCCGCUGGGCUGGAGAUACUUGUCGAUUCCAGGGUGUUCGAUACUUUCUCAAGGAUGAGAAAGGCAAUGUCAUGGGUGUGAGCUUCGUCACAAUACCUCCCGGUGCGAUGCCCACCAUAAAGUAUCCUACGGAAUGGAAUAUCCCACUUUCGGACGAGUAUAUACGAAUCACAAAGCGGACUACUGCUCGGGCAUUGUUACCCAUUCUUAAGCAAGAAAACGAGCACAUCAUUCGGAAGGAGACCGUCUAUCGAACUCGGGAAAGCGAAGUUAGGGCAACAUGUGAUACUUGCAUGACGUCUCUCUUCUGCAAUACGUGGAUGUGCCGGGUAUGCGGACGCGAGGCCUGCGCCGAUUGCUUUGCUCAAAUUGAGGAUCUCACAAUGAACCUUCCUGAAGCUACUCAUGUGGAGAUCAUAGAGCAGCAACAGCGGCGGGAGCAACACUCGAACCGAAAUCCAUUCUUUCUCGCCUGCAAUAAGCGCCACGAACACCAGGCCAAGGAUUUCCUCCGAGUAACACGGUUUCGCAAGGAGGAAUUGGAGGACGCCAUUGUUGCGAUGGAACUUGUCAAUAUGGAGGCAGACAGAGAGUCAAAUGGCUGUGAUGCAUCCGAGAUGCCUGCAUGUGCCUCGGGUUCCAACACAGACAAAAGCGCAGUCCGAACAUCGUCUGAAGUUCAAUCGCCAACCCUGCAAACAAUCAAAUAUCCCACUAAUUAUUCGCAUCAUCAAGACCAAGAUCUCUCACACGCACUCAUACCCAAGUCGGUACUUAUCCCUGUUGUCCCUGAACCGCAAUUGUAUCCGAAUGAUUACAACCCCACCAAUAUACCAGACCUGGUCCCUUUUCAUCCGAUUCAGCGCUUGAAGCAUGAAGAGGUCACGGCUAAUGUCUUUCAUGUACAUCUGACGAACGGUCAGCCACUCUUGAUUGAGGACUUGCUAGACAAGCUGAAGAUAUCCUGGUCUCCGGAGUAUUUCAUCCAACAACACGGAGACGAAGGGUGUCUGAUUGUGGAAUGUCAGACUGACGUCCUUAAACGAGUCACUGUCGGGCAAUAUUUUGGAGAAUUCGGUCGGUACGAAGGUAGAAAUGAAUGUUGGAAGCUGAAAGAUUGGCCACCGUCUUCAGAUUUUCAGUCUGUGUUCCCGGAGCUCUACGAGGACUUCUGCCGGGCAGUUCCUAUGCCCAAUUAUGUACGACGGGAUGGGGUGAUGAAUAUUUCGUCGCAUUUUCCGUCGAACACGGUUUCGCCUGACUUGGGACCCAAGAUGUACAAUGCGAUGGCGUCAAAUCAGCAAGAAGGCAGCAAAGGCUCAACACGGUUGCAUAUGGAUAUGGCGGACGCGUUGAAUAUCAUGACCUAUUCAUGUUCCGCGCCUGAUGGUAGUCCUGGUUGUGCUGCCUGGGAUCUAUACCGGCGCGAGGACAACGACGCGAUACGGCAGUUCCUGAAACAGAAGUUUGGAUUCAAUGGUCAGGACCCAAUCCACAGCCAACAGUUCUAUCUCACGGAGGAUUUGCGUCGGGAGCUCUGGCGGCAAUAUCACGUAGAGAGUUACCGAGUGUAUCAACGACCAGGAGAGGCCAUCGUCAUCCCAGCUGGGUGUGCCCACCAGGUCUGCAACUUGGCGGACUGUGUCAAGGUGGCAAUCGAUUAUGUGAGCCCGGAGAACAUCAAUCGAUGUGAGCAGUUGACUCGUGAGUUCCGUGAACAGAACCACAAUAAACAGUGGAAGGAGGAUGUACUUCAACUAGGAUCGAUGUUGUGGUUUGCAUGGCAGUCCUGCUGUCGACAGGAGGAGACACAUCGAGAGGCAACACCGUCUGCGUGAGAUAUCAUGUACAUUGCUAUUUCAUUUUGUUUUCCUGGUUCUGUUUGUUCAAUUUCGCUGUAGCAUACUGUGUUAUUUUAUAGCUGGAGUCAUAUAUAUUACGGUAAAAUGUGACAACCUGGACGGAUAUACUUCCCGAUUCCCCUUGCUUUUGACGGUCAUGCCGAAGACUUGUGCACUGUGCAAAAAGUCGCGGGCGAUACUCAAGCGUCCCAAGACUGGGCAGCAGAUCUGCAAAGAAUGUU